Messenger RNA from Ixodes scapularis (black-legged tick), 1392 nucleotides. RefSeq names its product BTB/POZ domain-containing protein 6. Gene Ontology annotation, cellular component: cytosol. The transcript has 4 exons. Gene Ontology annotation, molecular function: protein binding. Lineage: Eukaryota; Metazoa; Arthropoda; Arachnida; Ixodida; Ixodidae. The record is from RefSeq and is a predicted model, not a curated record. Gene Ontology annotation, biological process: neurogenesis. Bases 289 to 1101 code for a protein of 270 amino acids.
CGGUUUUUGUUUAUGGCAACAGUUCGCAAUAUUCUGUAAAUAUUUCGGCAUCAGUAUUUAUUAUUAUUAUUUUUUUUUAACGUUGUGCAUUUUGAGUUUGUGCGUAGAGCAUGGAGUAACUUUCUGUCUGGGCGUGCACGAAAACGGAAGAACAGUCGCCCGCGCGUGUUUGAGUCUGUCCGUGCAAGUACUCGCUUCGUUCAUGUCACAUUUCGCGCCUGAGCCUGCAUGGUAGUUCUCCUUUGCUGCCUUUCGGAGACGUAACGUUCAGGAUUGCCGAAUUCUGCCAUGGCAGCUGACGCCCCGCAGCGUGGUCCUAGGAGGAAGGACUUGAAGUACUUGUUGGAUGGUUUGCACUCAGAUGUGGAAUUUCUCGUCGGCGACUGCCCAUGCACGCGCAUCAAGGCUCACAAGCUGAUCUUGGCCAUGAGGAAUGACGUCUUCGAGACCAUGUUCUACGGCAGCAUGCCCGAAAAAGGAGAAGUUCUCAUUCCCGAUCUACAUCCAGAUGGUUUUCGCGGAUUUCUCAGCUAUCUGUACAGCCACGAGGCCAAAUUCGCCAACGUUGAGACGGCGCUCCUCACCAAAAGGGCAGCGCAGAAGUACCUGGAGCUUGACCUUGUCGGCCUGUGCACAGAGUUCGUCAGGAAGAGCAUCAAACCUCAGAACCUCUGCUUCAUUCUGGACCUCUUUACGGCUAGCCAUGAAUCCACAAAUGAGUAUGAUGACAUCAUCAAUAUAACCUUGAAAAUGAAGGCUGGUGAGGUUCUGGACUCAAAGUCUUUCCUCGCGGCCUCGGAGAGCACCAUCUUAGAGGUCUUGAAGAGAGAGAAAGUGAUCUCCGAAUAUGAGAUCCUUUGGAGCAUUCAUGCAUGGGCAUUUGGCAAGUGCUCAGCGGUAGCGAGCUUGUCGUCUGACAAACUCCUGGAAAGCUCGAUGAAACGUUUUUUGUCAGAGAUAAAGCUCCUGAGCUUGACUCCUACAGAAUUCGUUGAGGGUCCAGCAACCUGGAAGAUCUUCACAGUGGACGAGGCCUAUUGCAUUCUGAGUAAUAUCAUCAAGAGAGGGUCCAUGCCGCUGCCCGAGUUCUGCAAGGCCUAAAAACGUUCACAAGCUUGUUCAUGUCUCACUCUGUUAUGUCAAUCCUGCACGUUCUUCAGACAAGACGUGCCUGAAACUGACAAGACGUUGGUGUUCAUUUGUAAAUUUAUUAUAAUAAAUUGUAGAUACUACACACCUACCAUCCAUGCAGUCUUGUGGGACACCUUAUCCAACAAAACUGACAAUGGGAGGAGCCAAUUUAAAGUGAUGUUCUUUCCUUCUUUCCCUAUUCUAAUUUGAUAUGGAGAAUGCUUAUCUCUAAUAUUCAUUAAUAAAAAAUUCUAGUUGUAA